GCAAAGGACUCUGUGGGCUGAACAUACAGGGUAACGAGGCGCCGGGUCUGCAGGAGAUGCUCAGGCGGUGGCGUUGGAGGGCGGACCUCUCCUCAGUGCCCAGCCUCAGUCUGUCUCAGGCUCCGCCCCGCGACCCGCGGGCCCCGCUGCGCUCGCAGCGCCCGCUGUGCCAAUCCCGGGCCCCGCACCUGCGAAAAGGCGCCGCGCCGCCCCGCCCACAGCAGCGUCCGAAGCGUCCCUACGGCGUCGGUCCGCGCGGUGGGAGCGGAAGCUGCGUCUAGUCUACCAAGUGCCGAGGGCGGCUGGGGGUGCUGAGGGCCACUGAUUAAUCAGCCGGGCCCCGAGACCCUCGAUCCCGCCGGGUGGCCUUGCGGAGGGAGGCGGCGGCGGGGUCCGCGCUCCCAGCCGGUGUGGUGCUGCCUCCGCUUCCUGGCCGACCACAUCAGAAAGGAUGGUGACACUGAAACUGAAGGAGAAAUUUAUAAUUCCUUAGUGCAAUAUUUUGGUGAUAAUUUGGGGCAAAAAGUUAAAGCAAUGCCAUUAGCUGAAGAAACUUCUUUACUUGAAGAUUCAUCAGUGACUUUGCCUGUGGUAGUAAUUGGAAAUGGACCCUCAGGGAUCUGCCUUUCUUAUAUGUUAUCAGGCUACAGACCAUAUUUAUCAUCAGAAGCAAUACAUCCAAAUACAGUUUUACAUGGUAAAUUACAAGAAGCAAGACAUCUGUCCAUUGUAGAUCAGGACUUAGAAUACUUGUCUGAAGGUCUUGAGGGCCGAUCAUCCAAUCCAGUUGCAGUACUUUUUGACACACUUCUUCAUCCAGAUGCUGACUUUGGGUAUGACUAUCCAUCUGUUUUGCAUUGGAAAUUGGAGCAACAUCAUUAUAUCCCUCACUUAGUACUUGGUAAAGGUCCACCUGGUGGAGCUUGGCAUAGUAUGGAAGGCUCCAUGUUGACAAUCAGCUUUGGAAAUUGGAUGGAGCUACCUGGGCUUAAAUUUAAAGAUUGGGUAACCAGCAAACGAAGAAACCUAAAAGGGGAUCGAGUUAUGCCAGAGGAAGUAGCUUGCUACUAUAAGCACUAUGUAAAAGUCAUGGGUCUUGAGAAGAAUUUCAGAGAGAAUACUUACAUUACCUCUGUGUCAAGACUCUACAGAGAUCAGGAUGACAAUGGUGGUCACAACAGAGCUAUUUCAGCACAGCAUUUACAGAUCGAGAACUCCAAGUUGAUCAAGAGAAACUGGGAGAUCCAGGGUUAUCAGCGAAUAGCAGAUGGUUCUCAUGUUCCCUUCUGUCUCUUUGCUGAGAAUGUAGCUCUGGCAACUGGAACAUUGGAUUCUCCUGCCCACCUGGAGAUUGAAGGGGAAGAUUUUCCUUUUGUGUUUCAUUCAGUGCCUGAAUUUGGAGCAGCUGUAAGCAAAGGAAAGCUACAUGGCAAAGAGGACCCAGUGUUAAUUGUAGGUUCUGGACUUACUGCAGCUGAUGCAGUACUGUGUGCUUACAACAAUAACAUCCCUGUGAUUCAUGUGUUUCGCAGACGAGUAACUGAUCCAAGUUUAAUUUUCAAACAGCUUCCUAAAAAGCUGUAUCCAGAAUACCAUAAGGUCUAUCAUAUGAUGUGUACUCAGUCAUAUUCUGCAGCUGACUCUGCAGACUCAGAUCUUUUAUCUGACUAUACCAGUUUUCCUGAGCACCAAGUGCUCUCCUUUAAGUCAAAUAUGAAAUGCAUCGUUCAAAACAUCUCUGGAUUGAAGAAAAUAUUUAAACUUUCUGCAGCAGCAGUAUUGAUAGGUUCUCAUCCUAAUCUGUCUUUUCUGAAGGAGCAAGGCUGUUACCUGGGCCAUAACUCAAGUCAGCCAAUCACUUGUAAGGGUAAUCCUGUGGAAAUAGAUGCAUUUACCUAUGAAUGUGUUAAAGAAACCCACCUUUUUGCAUUGGGUCCUUUAGUCGGAGAUAAUUUUGUUCGAUUUUUAAAGGGAGGGGCCCUGGGUGUUACACGCUGCUUAACAAUAAGACAGAAGAAAAAACAGCAUUUAUUUGUUGAAAGAGGAGGAGGAGAUGGAAUAGCUUAAAGCAGGUUUAUGAGUAAAUUUAUAUGGACAGUUUACCAUUAAAGUUUUUAACAGUG
Molecule: messenger RNA, 2123 nt
Organism: Phyllostomus hastatus (greater spear-nosed bat)
Lineage: Eukaryota; Metazoa; Chordata; Mammalia; Chiroptera; Phyllostomidae
Gene: OSGIN2
Product: oxidative stress induced growth inhibitor family member 2
Exons: 6
Coding region: 535-2067 (510 amino acids)
Source: RefSeq, a predicted model, not a curated record